This is a messenger RNA of Aureobasidium melanogenum CBS 110374, 930 nucleotides long. RefSeq lists its product as uncharacterized. The coding region runs from base 1 to 930 and encodes 309 amino acids. The transcript has a single exon. The record is from RefSeq and is a predicted model, not a curated record. NCBI's taxonomy places the organism in Eukaryota, Fungi, Ascomycota, Dothideomycetes, Dothideales, Saccotheciaceae.
AUGGGCACGAAAUUCAUCCCUCUGGAUGAUGUUAGGGUCCCAGGCUUCACAGAUGCGCGUGUCCAGCUGGAUGCAGCGCCCAUCAAGAUGGUCAACGACAUGGAUGGCAAAUUCACCGAGCACACCGACACCAGCAACUUGACCACUGCUGUUGGCAUCACGACUGUACUUUUCCGUUGGUGCCCGGACGCUCUCAACGCAUUCAUCGAUAUCGACGCCUGGUUCUCCUUCACAUGGACCCUGACUAUUCAAGACGAGAUGAAGAUCGAAAUCGGACGCGUGGAAAACCAAAUCACCAUGGGAAAACUGGAUGCUGAAGGCGACAAGUGGACCCUCAUGUUGACGUACAACAUUGCUCCCGAUGGACCUCAGAGAGGAGCUUGGGUGCCUAAUCCUGCUGAAAGUAUGCUCGGCGAUAAUGAUCUCACAGACCCUGCGCAAAUCGACGCACUGGCUAGAGAGUUUGUUAGGGACUUGAUUCUCAAGCAACGCUGGUUCACGGGCAAGAAGAUGCAACAUCAGCUAUAUGUUGAGUAUGCAUUGAUGGAUCCCUUCGGCGACGGCAUCCCCAUGAACCCCCACUGGCUCUACGAUGCUCCAAACAUUGGUCACUGCACCACUUGUGAUGUUCACAAAGAUGUCAAGCCCCUACAACGAUGUGGUAGAUGCGGUACAGCAGCUUAUUGCUGUCCUAUGCAUCAGAAGGUGGAUUGGCCUGUGCACAAAAGCAUAUGCAAUAUGAACUUGGAGGAUAGAGGACAGAUGUUGAAGAUCUCUCAGAAUAACGGGUUGAUUGGGUGGGAUCUUUCAAAGACAGUUGGAGAUGAGAAUGAUGAUAACGAGGAGGAGAUGUCGAAGAAUCCAAACUUUGUCACUCCACAGUUGAAGAGGCAACGUCAAAUGCACGCACAGAUCGGUAGUCUUAGGUAA